Messenger RNA from Thyridium curvatum, 1671 nucleotides. RefSeq lists its product as uncharacterized. Gene Ontology annotation, cellular component: membrane. Bases 1 to 1671 code for a protein of 556 amino acids. The transcript has 6 exons. Gene Ontology annotation, biological process: transmembrane transport; carbohydrate transport. Gene Ontology annotation, molecular function: carbohydrate:proton symporter activity. Lineage: Eukaryota; Fungi; Ascomycota; Sordariomycetes; Thyridiales; Thyridiaceae. The record is from RefSeq and is a predicted model, not a curated record.
AUGUCGACCACAACCACGCCAGCCACGGCCAACGAGGCCGGAGGCAUCUCCGAGGCCAAGGCCGACCACGGCAACGAUUACACCCAUGUCGAGAGCAAGGCUGUCAACUUUGUCACCGACAACUCGCACGAGGUCUCGGCCGACAGCAACUUCACCUUCUGGCAGACCCUGCGCCACUACUGGCGCGCCAUGGCCAUCUCCUUCGCCUGCGGCAUCUGCGCCAUGGGCGACGGCUACCAGUACAAGAUGCCCGGCAACAUCGUCGCCCUCAAGGGCUUCAUCCGGCAGAUGGGCUACUUUGAUGACCAGAAGAAAGCCUACGUUCUCGAGUCGCAGAAGGUCGCCGCGUGGGGUGGCACCUAUGCUGGGGCUCUCGUCCUUGUCCUUCUUGUCGGCAACUGGCCUGUCGACCGCUUCGGUCGCAAGCCUGCUCUCUGGGCCGUCCAGAUUUUCAUGAUCAUCGCCGGUAUCAUCGAAGUGUUUGCCACAAACUGGACGCACUGGCUGGCAGCCAAGAUUCUCAAUGGUCUCUCUGUCGGUGCCAACCAGAUGGUUGCCACCACCUACAUCUCAGAAAUCGCCCCGACCAAGGCCCGUGGCGCUGCACUCGGCUUCUAUCAGUUGUUUACUUUGGAGUGGGCGAUUGGCUCCUUUGCUGCUGCCGUGGCCCUGCAGAUCGUGUCUCAACUGGGCAUAGACCAGUGGCGCCACGCCGUCUACUCGCAGUGGCCCUUUGUCGGCAUGGCCAUCAUCUGCCUGCUGCUCAUGCCCGAGACGCCUCGCUUCUACGCGCAGCGCGGCCGCCACGACAAGGCCAAGAAGACCAUGCAGAAGAUCUACCGUGGAGUUCCCAACUUCGACAUCGAGCACGAGUACUCGAUCAUCCUCAAGGAGAUCGAGGACGGCAAGCUGCUCACCCAGAGCCAGAAGGGCGUAACCGUCCUGGACUGCUUCCGCGGGACCAACCUCCGUCGGACCAUCGUCUCCCUCGUGCCGUUCAACAACCAGCUCUGGGACGGCGCGCCCGUGCUCUUCUCGUACACGUCCUACUUCUUCCAGAUGGCCGGCAUCGCGCAGCCCUUCAUCGCCACCGUCGCCGUCAACACAGUCCUCGUCGUCUUCGUCGCCAUCAGCUUCUACACUACCGACAAGGUCGGCCGCCGGCCCCUGCUGGUCUACCUCGGCGCCUUCAUGGUGCCGCUGCUCUUCAUCAUCGGCGCCAUCAUGAAGCUGCCCAAGUCGACGACCAACGGUACCGCCAUGAUUGCUGUGUCAUGCAUCUGGGUCGCCGCCUACUCGUCCUCGGCCGGCCCGCUGGGCUUCACCUUCCUCGCCGACUGCUCGACGGCCGUGCUGCGCGCCAAGACGGCCAACAUGGGCGCCCUGGCGUUCGCGCUGCUCUCGCUGGUGACGACCUACUGCACGCCGCUCAUGCUCGCGGCGCCCAACUUUGGCGUCUCGGCGACCAUGUUCUUCUACGGCUCGACCUCGCUCGUCUUCGUCGUCAUCAUGUGGUUCGUCAUCCCCGAGACCAAGAACCGGUCCUACCUCGAGCUCGACGAGAUGUUUGAGCUCAAGGUGCCCGCGCGCCAGUUUGCGACCUACGAGACGUCGGUCGACCGGGCCCGCAAGGCCGCGGCGGCGGCUGGCAUCGAUGCUACGAAGGUGUGA